AGUUAAAGCGCGCGAAGCAGAGAGCGACGCUUUGAAAUUGUAAGAACAAACAAACAAAAAUAGUAGCAGCACUACCGGCACUGGAGCCGGAGUUGUGGAAGAGAGAGAUGAAGUUCGCCGUCAAGAAGGGAUGGAGCAACGGAAGAGCCCGGUCAGGGGUUCUGCAGCUGGGCAGCUGUCCUUUCCCAAUUCAGACUCCCGCUCUGCUCCUCACAACCCGCAAAGGCCUGCCCCCUUUCAUCUCUCCGGACCUCCUUACCUCCUCUCUUCCUUCUCCGGAUUCUCACCUGCUCCAGUUCAGCCCCCUUCACUUCUUAGAGGGUAUUUCUCCUAAAACAAUAUCUAACAUUGGAGGACUGCACCAAAUGCUUAGUCUGCACCAACACAUAUUCGCGGCCGUACCGCGGGAUUCUAUCAUUGCCCUUCCUGAACAUGACAGCACUAACAAAUAUGGAGCGUCUUUCCAGACUCCUGGAGGCCGUCUUCUGAUAAAACCUGCAGAAUACGUGGAACUUGUUUCUUCAAUGAAGCCUGACUUUUGGGUCACUUUGGCUGAUGAAGUUCCUGCUUGGGUUUCUAAUAAGAGGAACAGAACCUCAGUUGACCGCACUCUGAGAUGGCUCGACGAUUGCCUUUCACUCAAUAAGACAGGUACUACUAUUUUUGGAUCCAUUGUAGGAGGCUCCAGCAUUGAAGAACGGCAUCGGUGUGCACAAGAAGUUGCACAAAGAAAUGUAUCAGGAUAUUGGAUUGGUGGGUUUGGGCUUGGAGAAAGUAUGGACGAGCGGGCUGCUCUUCUCACUGCUGUUACGGACAAUUUACCAGAGGACAUGCCAAGGCAUGUCUCUGGACUUGGACUUCCAGAGGAGGUAUUGCAGGGAGUUGCUGCAGGCAUUGACCUAUUUGACUCUACGUAUGUUUACCAUCUUACACUUGGUGGAUUUGCUCUAACCUUCCCUCUUGAGAGAAAUAAGGGUGAGAAUGCCGAUUACCAGCUAAGUGAUUCGGGAGGUGAUGGCAUGAAGAUCAAUCUGAAAGCUACUGUAUAUAGGAAAGAUACAUCACCAAUUGUUGAAAGCUGCAUCUGCUUCACAUGCCAGAAUCAUACAAAGGCAUAUUUGAAUCACUUGUUCAACGUUCAUGAAAUGUUGGCACAAACUCUAUUGGAGAUACACAACACACACCACUAUCUGGGAUUCUUCUGCUCAAUUAGAAAGGCUAUUGAAGAAGGCAAGUUUGAGCAAUUCCGGAGGAACUUUGUUGAAAGUAGACGUGACCGUCUCUUUGCUGCUGCAUCAAGUGCUUAACUUGAGAUCAAAGGAAUUCAUUCUGGACUCUCUGAUGAUGUUGUUAAUACUUUUGAUGACCAAAUGGAAUGUGCUAUUUUUUACGAGGAAAUGUUAAGGUUGUACCGGAAAGAAGGGAGGUGGAUUACCAGUUACUGGUUUUGAGCGAUUUUGUGGUGUUGAUAGUUAUAGAUGCCGUGAACGGUGCUAGUUAUGGAUGCAGUGGAUGGAUUUGUAAGGAACGUUUCCUUGCAUGCUCGUUAAGUUUUUGAUUUGGGGGAUUGAAUUUCAUAAAUUUUCUUAGCUUUCUGGACUCCUCUAUGAAGUCCUCUCCAUGUUGAAAAACCAGGAGUAGAAAGAAGAAGAGACAGCUCUCAGAUAUGUACUACAUACGUUGCUUUGUUUCCAUCAGUUCCCCACCAGUCUGGCGGUGGUUGGAAUUAUGAGCAACAGAGUACGAAGCAGGCAUGUCCGUGGUACCGGAUGCAGGAUGGGCACUCAGAGAACAGGCUCCCGGGUCCAAAAGGACAGGGCCAGCUUGAUUGCGUCUCGAGGGACCGGACUGGCAUUUGCUUACGUUGAAUAAUAGUUUGAGUGAGUCUUUAAUUUGUCA
Messenger RNA from Coffea arabica (coffee), 1899 nucleotides. NCBI's taxonomy places the organism in Eukaryota, Viridiplantae, Streptophyta, Magnoliopsida, Gentianales, Rubiaceae. The record is from RefSeq and is a predicted model, not a curated record.